Molecule: messenger RNA, 2451 nt
Organism: Kwoniella botswanensis
Lineage: Eukaryota; Fungi; Basidiomycota; Tremellomycetes; Tremellales; Cryptococcaceae
Exons: 11
Coding region: 1-2451 (816 amino acids)
Biological process (GO): proteolysis
Molecular function (GO): calcium-dependent cysteine-type endopeptidase activity
Source: RefSeq, a predicted model, not a curated record
AUGUCAUUCAGAACAUACGAGCAAGGUCUCAAACAAGCCACUGAUCAAGCGAAUAAAGCUAUCCAAAUCGAAUCCUCCUUAUCCACCCUAUCACCAUUGAUAUCACCUUUACAUACUUUACAAAAGGCCUUUCCAGCAUAUAUCUCAGCAGCAGAGCUAUAUUCGCACUUACUCGCCUCGUCCUUGGUACCGUCAAAUGAGGUUCCGAGUAUAAGGAAGAAAUGGAGGUUGGUAUUGGAAAGAGCCGAAAAGAUCAAAAAUCGAAUCGAAAGUUUAGGAGGACAAGUGGGAAAGGUGGAGAUAGGAGAUGAAGGCGAAGAAUCGGCUGUACUUAGAAGAGGAUCAAAAAUCAAUAGCAUUGAGGUCCCACUGUGGACCGGAGAACCGAGUGAGGGUGAUUUUAGAGAUAGGUUCGUUGAUGAUAGACAACCUGAAUUAGCGGAAGAGCAGCUGAAACAUGAUCCAAUAUGGAAGGAGGUACCUGCAGAGGCAUGGUCCUGUGAUAAAGAUGGAGACAGAUGGGUAUUGAAGCAGGGGCCGGUUUCGGAUUGCUCGGUUGUGGCUGCUAUGGGAGUAGGGUUGGAACAUGACAGACAUUUCGGAAACAGUCUUAAUAGAGUGAAUCUUUAUCCAAAGUCUGAGGAUGGACGGUUCAGGAGAUCUGAAACGGGCAAACAUGUAUUGAAAUUACUGUUAAAUGGUGCAUGGCGAAAGGUGGUAUUCGAUUCCCUCCUUCCCCAUACACCCGACUCGAAACCACUGUAUACGACAUGCCAUCCCGCGAGCUUUUCAGAUGCAGAGCGAUCGACGUCGAUCGGUGUCCCAUGGAUACCUCUCGCUCUGAAAGGAUAUUUCAAAGCUUUCGGUGGAUAUUCUUUAAGAGGUAGUAAUCCCGCACCGGACAUAUAUGCAUAUACAGGCUGGAUACCUGAGCGUGUCAGCCUGAAGGAAGGGUUUCAGAGGGAGAAGGAGUGGAAGAGGAUAUAUGAAAGAUGGCAGAGAGGUGAAGUCAUGGUCAGUCUUGGAACAGGAGAAAAAGUGACGGACAGCCUGGUCAAGCUCCAUGCUUAUGGAGUAGUUGCUCUACGGCAGGAGGGCGUCGAACGGCUAAUGGACGUCUUCGAUCCUGGUGCCACUGCGUUCACGAUGACAUGGGACCAGGUUUGCUCAGAAUUCGAAGCAUUACAUCUGAAUUGGAAACCAAAUCUUAUGCCAGUCGUCGCAACAAGACAUUGGUCAUGGCCGAAGCCAAAAUCUUACUCUUCAGAUUCGACCCAACCGACUGUCAUCGCCAAUCCGCAAUACCGUCUGAAAGUCACAUCGAAUGCUUCUGACAGCCAGGAGAUAUGGAUACUACUAUCUCAACACAUAACGAGCAAAGAUCGACCGCUGGAUGACAUCGCUCUUCAUGUGUUUGAAGAGUAUGAUUAUGGUGGGAAACCGGGAAGGUUGAUAAAGCCGGAAAGGGCAGAUCAAACGAGUCCCUACGCCAACGAUAUGAACAUCCUUGUUCGAUAUACAUUACGUCGGCCCAACUCGUCUAUACUGGUCAUUCCAGCGCGCGAUAGGGGUAACUUUCAAACAGGAUUUUCACUCAAUGCAUUUGCUGCGCAGGGAUCUACCUUGACAUUGGAGAGAAUAAGUCACUCGAUGCCUUUCUCUCAAGUCAUCUCGGGAUCUCUCAAUAGUCGGAAUGCAGGUGGCCAUCCUGGUUAUCCAUCUCAUAUAUUGAAUCCUCAGUAUAAGGUCAUACUGAAACCACCACCGAGAGGUGGAAAUAUCGAAGGAAGAAUAACACUGCAGGGGGACAAGGAGAGAGCUUGGAAUGUGAAGUUACUUUGGGGGAAGGGAGAAAUGGUAUACGAUGUUAGCGAAGAUAAGGUGGUUGCCGAUACUGGAUCUUACUCGUAUGGGAUGGCGUACUGUGAUAUCUCGUCUGUCAAUCCGGGUACCUACACCCUUGUAGUCUCGUCUUUUGAACCCAAUCAUACGGGUCUAUAUACCUUGUCUUUUGAAUCUACAGCCCCAGUGGAUAUGAUCAUCAUCCCACGUGAAGGGGCAGGUAUGUACAGUAGGAUUGUGAAUGGCGCUUGGACGGAAGUGUCUGCUGGAGGUAGACCUAGUUUAGGUGGGUAUGAUCGGAAUCCAAGGAUGGAAGUGAUAUUGCCCACACCUGGGAGCAUCUUAUCUCGUCUAUAUCUCCCUACACCUUCUUCAACCCCAAUAAACCUAACCAUCUUCCGCCGAGGCACUGGUGGGGGAUUGGGCGAACAAAUCAGUACGACAGGUCCAUACGCCGAUACAUUGAGUGGAGUAUCCACAGGUAAAGUCAAAUUGGACCAAGGUCUAUAUGUGUUUGUUCCUUCAUCUUAUGAGCCGGUCAAAAGCAAAUGGGUAUUGAAGAUUUGGUCGGAUGUAGCUAUAAGUGUUGAGCCAUUUGUAACAUCAUAG